UCAAUUCGAGAGAUUGAGAUUCAUCUACUGCGCAUGCGUAAAGCUAAUUGCAUCGUGGGCUGCCGGCUGACCUUACAUGACCUUACUAGCAUUUUAUAAGGGCUUGUGAUUGUCCAGUUUUAUAUGAGCCAGGAGAACAGAAAACGUCCAGGUGAUUCGCAUCCUGAUCAGAAACCAAGCAAGAAAUCAGUAACCAUGGCCAAAGUUGGAAUUAAUGGAUUUGGACGAAUCGGUCGCCUUGUGUUGCGUGCUGCAGUCAUGAAGGGAGGCUGCACUGUGGUUGCUGUUAACGACCCGUUCUUGGACGUGGAGUACAUGGCCUACUUGUUCAAGUACGACUCCACUCACGGACGAUUUGAUGGAACGGUGGAAACUAAGGAGGGACAGCUGAUCAUCAACGGCAACCCUGUCGCCGUCUAUGCUCUCCGCAACCCAACUGAGAUCCCCUGGGAGAAACACGGCGCUGACUAUGUUGUGGAAUCCACUGGAAUCUUCACGACCACUGAGAAAGCCUCGGCUCAUCUGAAGGGUGGUGCCAAGAAGGUCAUCAUCUCCGCUCCCUCUGCUGAUGCCCCCAUGUUCGUGAUGGGCGUCAACCAGAAAACCUACGACCCUGCUAGCAUGCAUGUAGUCAGUAAUGCUUCCUGCACUACCAACUGUCUGGCUCCUCUGGCUAAAGUGAUCAACGACAAGUUUGGCAUUGUAGAGGGUCUCAUGACCACCAUACACGCCUACACUGCCACUCAGAAGACCGUCGAUGGACCAAGUGGAAAGAAAUGGCGUGAUGGUCGUGGUGCCUGUCAGAACAUCAUUCCAGCCACCACUGGAGCAGCCAAGGCCGUGGGCAAGGUCAUCCCAGUACUCGAUGGUAAGCUGACCGGGAUGGCGUUCCGUGUGCCCACACCUGACGUGAGUGUGGUGGAUCUCACUGUGCGUCUGGAGAAGUCGGCUAGCUACGAUGAGAUCAAGGCCACCAUGAAGGCUGCAUCAGAGUCACCAGAUCUCAAGAACUACAUCGGCUACACUGAAGAUCAGGUGGUGAGCAUGGAUUUCCGUAGCGACACUCGCUCUAGCAUCUUUGAUGCUGGCGCUGGCAUAUCCCUCUCCCCCAACUUUGUCAAACUGGUGGCCUGGUACGAUAAUGAGUUUGGGUACAGCUGCCGUGUUGUGGACCUCAUCACUUACAUGGCCUCCGUGGCUUAGGCGGACUCUAUAGCUGGAACUGAGCUUGUCAACGUUAUAGUCAGAAAGUACUGGCAGUUUAGAUAUGAUUAUUGUUAUUCAAUGUUUCAUUUUAUCAGUGCAAUCGUUCAUGUAGCUAUCGUUGUUGAAUAUUAAAAAGAACAAA
Molecule: messenger RNA, 1348 nt
Organism: Halichondria panicea
Lineage: Eukaryota; Metazoa; Porifera; Demospongiae; Suberitida; Halichondriidae
Product: glyceraldehyde-3-phosphate dehydrogenase-like
Exons: 10
Coding region: 124-1203 (359 amino acids)
Biological process (GO): glucose metabolic process; glycolytic process
Cellular component (GO): cytosol
Molecular function (GO): glyceraldehyde-3-phosphate dehydrogenase (NAD+) (phosphorylating) activity; NADP binding; NAD binding
Source: RefSeq, a predicted model, not a curated record